AUGGACGUCCAGUGGGAUUCCAGCGUCCAAUCGACAACACAGAAUCCAGAUUUUUAUAUCGAAAAAUUAAUGCAACGGAAUGUUACUGCAAAAUCUUUGGCUGAACCGUUACAAGCAUUACGUGUAACCUUAUCUACUGCAAAACUCUCGUGGAUAAAGGACUUUAUUGGUGCUAAAGGGUUAGAAGCUCUGGAGUAUGUUCUCGAAAAGUAUACUCUUGGAAUUAAGAAAAGCAUUAUUAAGAGCUCUGAUCAUGACGACCGGAUACUGUUGGAAUGUAUUCGCUGUUUAAGGGUCCUGUUGAAUACCGGUGCGGGUUUUUCCCAAGUUCUUAAAUGUCCAUCACUCAUAAAUGGAAUAGUCUUCUGCCUGCACACACCGAAUAACAAACUUCGCACACAAGUAGCUGAUGUUUUGGCAGCGUUAUGUGUUCUUUCUCCUGAAGGUCAUAAAUUAGCUUUAGAUGCUUUUUCUGACUUUCGUUAUAUUCAAGAAGAAAAAUUUAGGUUUCAAUAUUUAAUUGAAACUUUAACUAGUAAUGAGAUGGAAGAAGAUAGUGCUUCAUUAGAAUAUAAAACUGCAUGUCUAAGCUUGGUUAAUGCUAUUGUGAAUUCGCCGGAUGAGCUUGAGGAGAGAAUGUUGCUUCGCGAAGAAUUUCAAAGAAGGGGAUUAAAAGAGCUCUUUGUGAUUAUUAGAAAUUCGGAUCCCCCGGAUACAUUAUUGACGCAAAUUAACGUAUAUGAAGAAGAAAGUCAUGAUGACAGAGAAGAAUUAUAUCAGAGAGUGCAUGAUUUUGUGAAAGAUGCAGAUAAUCCGUUUUCUAUACUUGUUGGACUUGUACGACAAGUUGAAUUCAAUGUCGAGUUAUAUCCCCGUGUGGUGGAAACUCUAAAGAAUCUUUUAAGAAUUGUUUGCAAGGAUCCGGGAGAGAAUUCCCAAAGCGAACUCUGGACAUUAGUUGAACUAUUUAUUGAACGAAUUAGAUAUUUGACUGACAUUAAAAAAGAAUGGCAAUUGUCUAUGAAUGAAUUUCUGUCCUCUAUUCAAUAUAUUGUUGGAAAAUAUACUGUUGUUAGUGGUAAUAUGGAUGACGACAUGAUCGACUCAUUAAAGGCAAAAUUAGAUGAAUUGGAAGCCAAGGUUAAAAAUUUAACACUUGAAAAAGACGCUCUAGCGAAGAAGAUAACGACCAAAUCUUCUGAUAAGCCACAUAAUGCAACACCGUCUAUAAAAUCACCUACACUUUUAUCAAACAAGAAAGAUAAAGCUCGGCGGCCGCCACCACCUCCGCCUCCUAAUAAGACUGAGAACGUUCAGCAGCCAUCAUUACCUGUUAUUCGAAGUAAUACUUCCUCUCCACCACUUAAAGACACUGAAGGCACCGUUCAACAAGUCUCUUUUAUUCAAAAAGUUGUUGAAGCCACUACGACAUUCAUCGCUCCUUUCGAUAUGACAGUAAAUAAGGUGAAUGAAAGUGCACCAUCACUAUCCACUUUUUCGAAGGAAGCUAAAAUUGAUGAUUCAUCUCUACCGGGCAGUACUCUAUCACAAUCACCGCCAUCCUCUCAACCUUCAAAUAGUAAAAUAGCAUCACCGACAUCCAUAAAUUCGGGUUGUAAUAUACCGCCACCUCCCCCGAAUGUUGGUGGUAAAAUGCUUCUUCCUCCUACAAAUAUAGGUGGUAAAAUACCACCGCCGCCACCUCCAAACGUUGGUGGUAAAAUACCAUCACCACCACCUCCUCCAAACUGCGAUUGGAAACAUUCCAUCGCCUCCCUUAUUGGUCCGCUUCCUGUACGAUUACCACCCAUCUCUACAACUAACAUUCAAUUAAAACCGUUGUUUUGGGAUAAAAUUCCGCCAAAUAAAAGUUCACAAACUGUUUGGGAAGAAAUUCCAGAUGGGGAUGUUCCACUAGAUACUGAAGAACUUGAAUUUUUAUUUUCCAAAAACCCAAAUGGUAUCAAAUCUCCAGUAUCACCACCACCAAAAAAGUCCGUAUUUACAACAUUGCUUGAUAUGAACCGUGCAAAUAAUAUAGCAAUAAUGUUGGCGCGUAUUAAACUUUCAUACACUGAAAUUAAAAACUCAAUAUUAGAAUUAAAUGAUGAAACAUUGACAGUUGAAAAUUUGAAAAACUUAAAAAGUUACGCGCCAACAACGGAUGAAAUAAAUUUAGUAAGAGAAUAUACAGGGGACAUUGGAAUGUUGGGUAAUGCUGAGAAAUAUUUUAGAGAGGUUAUGGAAAUACCAAGACUAUCAGAAAGGUUAGGAUGCAUGAUAUAUAGGCGAAAAUUUGAAAUAGAGGUUUUUGAAUUGAAAUCACAAGUUGAAGAUUUACAUCAGGCUUACUUAGAAUUAAAAUCAUCAAUGAAGUUUAAACUUUUACUAAAGACUAUAUUGGCAAUUGGAAAUUUUCUUAAUGGUUCUACAUUCCGAGGAAAUGCGAUCGGAUUUAAGUUGAAUUGUCUUUUGAAGGAAAGUUUAUUUAUUCAUGUCACUAUAAAUGAAACAAAAGCUUUAGAAAACAAUCCAAAAGGAUUUUCUACAUUGCUCCAUUAUUUAGCCGCGACACUUGAAGAAAGACAGAAUGAUUUGAUAACUUUUAUGGAUGAAUUAAAACAUUUGGAAGGGGCAUCGAAGGUUUCAUAUGUUGCAGUUAUGGGAUCCGUUGUAUCUUUGAGUAGUGGAGCUGACCAAAUCAAAGAAGAAAUUAGAGUCUUGAAGAAGUUAAGAUUGACACCGAAUAAUGAUCGUUUUUGUGAAAUUAUGGAGGAGUUCUUUAAACAAAUUGAACCAACUAUCAAGGGCAUAAAAGAAUUUACGCAAAUUUUAGAAGAAAAAUUGAAACAAUUGCUAAUAUACUAUGGUGAAGAUCCUACUAUUACCAAACCUGAAGAAUUUUUCGGUAUGAUUGUUGAAUUUGGAAAAUCUUUAGCUGCAAGUAUUUCAAACAUUACCUUAUUUGUAUCAGCAAUGUUAGUGGUAAGACGACAAUCUGAUACAUCGAGUAUAGCUUCAUUACUGGCAGGGAAAGACUUUGAUAAUACAAUUCGAGAUUUAAGAUCUGGAUUAAGAAAAAAUCGAGACAGGCCCAUUUCGAAAGUUUUUUCUGAUUUGCAAUUAGAUGUAAUUUAUUCACACAGCCGUAACACUAGUAGUGCAUAUCCUUCAUCGUAA
Messenger RNA from Cetraspora pellucida, 3180 nucleotides. Lineage: Eukaryota; Fungi; Glomeromycota; Glomeromycetes; Diversisporales; Gigasporaceae. The record is from the annotation of a GenBank genome assembly.